GCUGUAGUUGGCGCUUUGUAUUGGUCCCUCUUUCUUCCUCUCUUCCUCUACUUUUGAGAGAAACCACGUUUCCGCUUCUGGUCAAAGAGACCUUGGAGGCAGCUGAGGAGAUAAAGGUGUUGGGACUGCUGUGGUUUGCACCUCCCUCCCCCUUUCCUCCCCCUUAAGUGUUUCCCCCUGGGGGACUUUUUUCUCCCUCGGGCUCUCUCUCUCUGCUUUGACACGUCUGUGCUUCCCCUCUGACCUAGCCUAGAAAAGGCUCAGCCCCUGGGAGAUGCUCUAAGAGACGGCUCUCUCGGAGAGCCCUGAGAGGCGGGAGGAUUCGAGUGGCACAGCCGGCUCAGCUGGAAGGAGGAAGAUGGGCUCCUGUGGACAGGGAUUCAUGCUGGGAUGCUGCCUGCUGCUGGCCAUCACCUGGGGCCCCGCCCUGAGCCUUGUGCCACGAGUUCAGGAGGAACAACAGGAGUGGGAAGAGACAGAGGGGCUGCCAUCUCCUCUGGAUCAUGUGGUGAGGCCUGAAGAAACACGUGAGAAGUAUAGCCCUAGCCAGGGUGAGGACCUCCCCAUUUCUCGGUGCUACCGCUGCUGUGACCCUGGCACUCCUGUAUACCAGACAAUCCCUCCACCCCAGAUCAACAUCACCAUCCUGAAAGGUGAGAAAGGGGAUCGAGGCGAUCGAGGCCUCCAGGGGAAGUACGGCAAAAUAGGUUCUACGGGUCCCAGGGGCCAUGUUGGCCCCAAAGGGCAGAAGGGGUCCAUAGGAGCUCCCGGGAACCACUGCAAGAGCCAGUACGCCGCCUUCUCCGUGGGCCGGAAGAAGGCUUUGCACAGCAACGACUACUUCCAGCCUGUGGUCUUCGACACAGAGUUUGUGAACCUCUACAAACACUUCAAUAUGUUCACCGGGAAGUUCUACUGCUAUGUGCCGGGCAUCUACUUCUUCAGCCUCAAUGUGCAUACUUGGAACCAGAAGGAGACGUAUCUGCACAUCAUGAAGAACGAGGAGGAGGUGGUGAUCCUGUACGCGCAGGUGAGCGACCGCAGCAUCAUGCAGAGUCAGAGCCUGAUGCUGGAGCUGCGCGAACAGGAUGAGGUAUGGGUGCGGCUCUUCAAGGGCGAGCGUGAGAACGCUGUUUUCAGUGACGAGUUCGACACCUACAUCACUUUCAGUGGCUACCUGGUCAAGCCAGCCUCCGAGCCCUAGCGGACACCCCCUGUGGAGCUUCCACAGACUGCUGACCUCCUUGCCUGGCACCCGGCCUAUCCCUGCAUUCUACGGACGCUGGAGUCCUGCCCCAGGCGGAUUCCAUCGUCUCUCUCCUCCAUCCUGCCUUCCUCGGCCUUGGCUUCUUCAGUUUUGUUUUUUUGACACGAUGCCCUUGGCCACUGGGAAGCCCAAAGGACCGUGUGGUCCCAGAUCUGGCUGCUACUCUAAGCAGAGAGCUGCCGGCGGAUGAAAUCAUUGGGCGGGGAGCCUGUGAGGACAUUGGUGGACCUCCAACUCCUUCUGUAUACACAGCCUUAGACGACCCUGUGCUGUGUUGUCCCACAGGGUGUUCCAGAGCACAGCCCCUGUGUACUCCCAUUCCUGGACCCAAGUAAGCAAAUGUCAUGGGUUUCUUAGGAACAAAGUAAAGCAGAAAAGAGAAAGAAA
Grammomys surdaster is the source of this 1654-nucleotide messenger RNA. RefSeq names its product C1q and TNF related 1 (gene C1qtnf1). The transcript is spliced from 4 exons. NCBI's taxonomy places the organism in Eukaryota, Metazoa, Chordata, Mammalia, Rodentia, Muridae. Bases 359 to 1204 code for a protein of 281 amino acids. The record is from RefSeq and is a predicted model, not a curated record. Gene Ontology annotation, molecular function: protein binding.